GGCAGCAUGUGGGAAGAACAGCAUUGAGGGAGCCUGAAACUCAGCAUUUUCCAUAAAUUAUCUUUCUGCAGCACAGUGCUGGUGAUGCAGGCUGACUGGAGAUGCACCUCAGUAGCAUUUCACAGUUUUGCCUGUAUGUGCUGCUGCCUGUGAGUAGCAGCUACAGAGGGUGUAGUAUUUUCAAAGGACCAUAUAGUGACAGUGUUCAGCUCAGCACUUGAAGAGCCACUCCAACUGCAGCUGGGGCUUGGAGUUGCAUCCAUCAAAUGUUCCCUUUUUAGAUCGGAGCUGGUCAGGAAUCCUGUGGGGUUUCCUGCUAAUCUCUGUGUGGAAUCCAUUCGGUAACACUAGCACCCCUUUGCAGAAUGCCCCCUUCUAGCAUCCCAGUAGUGGUCUGCUCUGUGCUUGCCUCAGUUACACUUCUGCAGCAGUAACACUCGUCUUUAGUGCAUAACUCCUAUGCUUACACACUUCCAUUGCAUAUUCUGCUGCCUCUAUGCCAGUGGGAACCCAGAGUACACAGAUACCCCUUAGCACAUUUUCUGUACAGCCAUCUGUAUGAUAUCAGUUCCUUACAUCUCCAUGCACAGAAAGGUUGAUGUCUGUUGGCAUUUUCCACAAAGUCCCUACAGGGUUACUAUUUCAUGGCUCAGGUUAGCUUUGCAAAUGUGCUCUUGAACUGUGCUCAGUCAUGUUUCUGUUGGUGCUAUAGCCUUUCAUGGUCCUUGCCGUAAUAUCAGACAAGAACAUCGCUAAUGUGUAAGGAGGGAAGGGGGGAGAUCUAGACCAGUUCUGUUCUUUCUUUGAUUUUGUGGCUUCUAAAGAAAAUGAUUGUAACAGAAGACUCUGUGCCGAGCCUUGAGGCCAUCUUGAAAUAUACUCUCUUCAACACGGAGGAGGAGCUGCUAUCACAGUUCGAUGCCAUUCCAGGCAAGAAGGGCACACGUAUCCUCAUCUGGAACAUCCGCAGAAAUAAAGAUGGGAAGCCGGAGCUAGACUUUGAUACAGACAGGUUUGACAUUCGGUUAUCAGACUUCAACAAAGAGGAAGCAGAGAAUCCUGGGAGGAAGCUACUACCUCCACACCUCGAGAAGAUUCAGGAGUCCUCUGCACCAGAAACAGAGUACUCCUUACGGGCAUACUGCAGUAUCUUGUACCUGAAGCCCCGCAUGCAGAUUGUUCUGCGACAGAAGACGGUGAAGACUCAGCUGAUGGCCAAGAGCUUGGCCCAUAUUGAAUAUAAUGUAUACAAACCCACCUUUAUAAAUAAAAGAGUGAAGAUUACCUUUGGGUUCAACUGCAAAAAUAAAAGCCACUGUGGGAUCAUGAUGUACCACAACAACCGACUUAUCAAGUCCUAUGAGAAGGUUGGCUGCCAGAUGAAGGGAGAUGCUGUGGGAGUAAUCGGGGUGAUUGAGUGCAACUUUCUUAAACCAGCACACAACAAACAGGACUUUGAAGAAAACAAGGAAUACCGACGGACAAUUACUGCCCUGGGACAGAAACUCAAUCUUUACUGGAAAGCGAAGAUGGCCCAGAUGAACUUGGGAACUUCAGAUGCAUCCAGCAUGAUAGCAGAGAGGCCAGAUCAGACAUGGGUGCAGUGUGAGGAGUGCUUGAAAUGGAGGAAGCUGCCUGACAAAAUAGAUCAGUCAUCGUUACCAGAGAAGUGGUUUUGUUACCUCCAUCCCCACCCCAAGUACAAAAGCUGCUUAGCACCUGAGGAACAGGAGCUCAGCGAUGAGGAGAUGAAUCCCAGCUAUGACAGAAAGUUCAGGAAACAAGAUCAGCCCUCAGACAGGAAGCAGAGAAGAUCAUCAUCUUUAGAAAACCUGGAGCACCAGGUGUCAUCCCCUGCUUCAGAGCCCUCUCCUGCUGAGAAUGACCGUAUCAUAAGUUCUGUGAAACAGGAGCCUGAGGAAGAGGCCACUGAUGGGAUUGCUGGCUCUAACACGCCUCCACCUGCUCUGGAAAAGUUCAGUUCUGUGCAUUGGACCAUUGGGCCACUAAAGCGAAACAUGUUGCAAACUGGAGGCAAGCACAAGCUGUCUGUGGAAGAAGAGCUGCUGGAAAAGCGGAGACGAUACCAGGAACAGAUUGAAUCUUCCCCCCCAGAUCUUACUAGUCCCAGUCCCCCCAUUUCUCCUCUUCAAAAGGUUUCCACUAAAGCAAAACAAGAUGACUGCUACAAGUCCAACAUCAAGGGGGAUGUGAGUGUGACUGAGAGCAUGUGCCCCUGCCUUUCCAGAGACCAGGAGGAUGUAUCCAGUGGCACCAGCGAUGUUGGGAAUCUCUGCCCCAAUGACAGAUCUCCAGCACCUGACAGUCCCGUAGCAGGUGUUAAAAAGGAAAUGGCUGUUGUUCAGGGGGACCUGCAAGAGCAAAUGCCAAACUUAGUAGCAGAAAGCCAGGCAGCAGGUGGAAGUGUUUGUGUAAAUAUGUAUGGUAGCAUGGGGGAAAUGGACAAGAGGCCCUUUGUGGCUGUUGUGGGCAUUUCAAAGACUGCUGCAGAAAGUGGAGCUCCCAUUCAGCUGAUCCCUUUGGUGUGGGAAGAGAGACUUGACAGACCAAAGGCUGAGGAAAAGGCUUUGAACUCCAAUGAUCCUCCCCCUGAAGGGGACAGAGAUAGAGGAGAUUUACAGGAAUUGACAACUGUGGAUCAGAAAGACACAGUGAAGCAGCAAGAACUGAGAAGAGCUGUGGAGAAUGUCUCGGUGGUACUAAAGAGUGUCUCAGCUGAACGGGAUUUGCUCCAGUACAAGGUGGAGAAACUGGAGCAGGAGAAGUGCAACCUAAGGGCAGACUUACUAAAAAGCCGACAAGAAUUAGCAUCCCUCAGAGCCCAGGAUACUGAAGGCUUAUACUGGAGCAAGAAACACAUGGGUUACCGUCAGGCUGAGCUCCAGGAGCUGAAAGCAGAACUGGAGAGGACCACAGAGGAGAAGACUGAGCUAAAGGAGAGACUCAGGGAGGCGGAGAUGCACCUGGAAGUGCUGAAGGAGGUGCAUGUUUCCUCCAGGAGUCCAGAAAGGGGAGACUCGAAAAGGUUAGAAAUCACUAUGGAGAAGCUUAAGAACUUGCGUCUGAACAUCACUCGGCUCCUCUCGCUAGUACUCCCUCACCUGGAGCUGCAGGAUAUUAACUUCGAGUCAGAUCAAGUGGAUGAGAUCUUGCAGACUGUGCUGGAGACAAACCGCAUGUCAGAGUAGCUCAUCCUACACACUGCCAUUGUGCCUUUUUGUACAGCAGCUUUAAUAAACCCAGAAUUUCUGUUCCCA
Messenger RNA from Gavialis gangeticus (Gharial), 3278 nucleotides. Its product is annotated as MORC family CW-type zinc finger protein 4-like. Gene Ontology annotation, cellular component: nucleoplasm; nucleus. The coding region runs from base 828 to 3209 and encodes 793 amino acids. The transcript has 13 exons. NCBI's taxonomy places the organism in Eukaryota, Metazoa, Chordata, Crocodylia, Gavialidae. Gene Ontology annotation, molecular function: ATP hydrolysis activity; zinc ion binding. The record is from RefSeq and is a predicted model, not a curated record.